Molecule: messenger RNA, 3745 nt
Organism: Fopius arisanus
Lineage: Eukaryota; Metazoa; Arthropoda; Insecta; Hymenoptera; Braconidae
Gene: Cals
Product: calsyntenin-1
Exons: 3
Coding region: 202-3057 (951 amino acids)
Biological process (GO): positive regulation of synaptic transmission; homophilic cell-cell adhesion; positive regulation of synapse assembly
Cellular component (GO): postsynaptic membrane; cell surface
Molecular function (GO): calcium ion binding; X11-like protein binding; amyloid-beta binding
Source: RefSeq, a predicted model, not a curated record
AAGCGAAUCGAUAUUCCACUCAAAUAUUGACUCGAAGAUUGUGUGUGGCUGUGCCAGUGUGCCUGUGCCUGUGUCGCAGGGGAAACAGUAGUCAAGUUGCAAUGCGUUUUUAACAUCUUGUAAAACGGAGAAAACAAGGGAAUAAUCAGUGCACGACAAUAAACUCGACGUACAAUAAUUAGUGACGAAGAGGAAGCCACAAUGAAUUUGGUGGCGAGUGUUGUGUUAAUAUUCCUGAUUGGAUACUCGUACGCGAGCAUCGAACCGACACAGACCUCCUUCAACGAUCAUGGAGUUCCGAGAUUGGAUUUGGAUAGUUUGGAGUCUGGCUAUCACGGUUUAGUGAAGGAAAAUGAGACUCUGGUGGAGGUGACCCCGCAAAUACGUGCAUUGGGUGGGAAAGUUUGCUCGUUCCGCAUAGCGAACAAACACCAUGGGGAUGCACCCUUUGAAAUCAUUGUCAAGGAGAGGGGUAUUGCGCAAUUGAGGGCAUUGAGAGUUCUCAAUUGUGAAAAACGGCGGAAUUAUAAAUUCGAUAUAGCAGCGGUUGCCUGCAAUGGAGGACAAUCGGAGAAUGCGACUGUACACAUAACAGUGAUUGAUGUGAAUGAAUAUGCCCCUCAGUUUCUACAACCGGCCUAUGUUAGUACCGUUGACGAGGGUCGUCUGUACGAGGAAGUUGUCCGGGUCGAGGCAUCAGAUCGUGAUUGCACCCCGAAAUUUGGUGAUGUAUGUAAGUAUGAAAUUCUCACAGCCGAUCAGCCAUUCGUCAUUGAUAAUGAAGGAGCAAUACGAAAUACCGAGCCCCUGGAUUACGAGAGAUCUCACAAUUAUAUACUGAGUGUUGUGGCUUACGAUUGUGGAAUGAAACAAUCAGCACCAGCUAUGGUGACAGUUAAAGUGAACAGAGUCUGUUCACCGGGAUGGCGUGGUAUACCGGAGCGUGUAGAUUAUGCCCCAGGUGCUGGAUCUCAAGCCCUCAUUCCAUCAGCCAGAUUGGAACUGUGCGAUGCACCUUGUAUUUUGAGAAAUCUUCGGGCUACACUCACUCUGGCCACUGAUCACAUUGGCAAGGGUUGCGAUAGAGAUACGUACGGAGUUGAUAGCCAGAGAAAAUUAUGCGGUGCCUCUCGUGAGAGUGUUGACCUCCUUCCAACACCGGGGCCUACAACAACAUGGACAUCUUCAUUAUCUCGUGAUGAGGGUAGAGAGGCUGAUGAAAUAUUUGAAUUCGAUGGGAGUAGCUCAGCGGCUAUUAUUCCGAGUAAAGUUCUCGAUCACACUUUGGCUCAGAAAUUCACUAUUGGCGUUUGGAUGAAGCACCGACCUCGUCCCAGGCAAGAUCCACACAUCAAGGAGCACAUUCUUUGCGCUGCCGAUGAUCAUAAAAUGAAUCGUCAUCAUUAUGCCCUCUUUAUUCGUAAUUGCCGACUGAUACUACUCCUCCGCCGAGAUUUCUCCGAAGGUGAUCCCAAUAUAUUCCGUCCAGCAGAGUGGCGAUGGAAAAUACCCCAAGUUUGCGAUGAUCGUUGGCAUAAUUUUGCAAUACAAGUCGAUUUUCCUCGGGUAAGCUUAUUCAUCGAUGGUGAAGAGUGGCACACGGAUGAUAAAAAUCCCGAGGUAAUUGAUGAUUGGCCCCUCCAUCCAGCAAAGGGUGUCAACACGACUCUGGUAGUAGGGGCCUGCUGGCAAGGUUCUGAUAAUAAAACGAGGCAUCAUUUCCGUGGGUAUUUAGCUGGGCUAUCAGUUCUCGUUGGGAGAAAUGAAAAGGCUGAGGUAUUGUCAUGCUUACGUAGAUGCCAAGAGGGUAUUCGUGUACCCUCAAUGGAUCUCCUCCAACCGGGCACCCAGUUAUUAACAAACUCGGAUUUGACAGAAGUGAGAAUUGAUGGUGACAAUCAUACAAACGUUGAGACACUUUUACGUCGCAUUGGCUAUUCAAAUAGUCGUCGCUUCCCCACACCCGGUCGACGUAAUUUCCGUUUAGAUACGACAAUAGUGUGUGAAGGUAGUGAGGAACGUCCAUUGAGAGUACCUUCGGUUCAGUCGUACGUUACUGUUCUACCACCUCCGCGUCCAGGUAUUACGGUAAAUGGUACAUCAUAUGUUGCCCGAGAAUAUGCCGAUUUUCGUUUAGGGGUCAGGGUAUUUCCAGACGCACGUGUCACAGCUGGUACAGCGGCAAGGCUUGAUGCAUGUGCAGUUAGCGUUUAUCCGAGCUUAAAUCCAGAUCAUGAAAUUCUUGCUCUACCAACUGAUACACUCCACCAAUUUCGAUCAAUAUCAUCGAGAAUCGAUCGCGAUGGAGUUGUAUUGUCAGGGGCUGAUACGCCAUACAAAUAUCAACAACUCAUUCGUUUGAUAACUUACACAAAUAGAAAGCCGGCUUACUAUCUCGAUCGUGUAUUCAAACUGACCUGCUCUGAGCUCAGCGGUAGAUUUGCCAGUAACGAGUACGUUCAAACACUAGCUGUCAUUCAUCCAAAAGAAAAAGCUACAUCGCCACCUCAUCAGUCCACCGAAACUCCAUCAAUCGCCAAAAUAUUGGAACCCUUACCCGGUCAUUCUCAAUUAUCAAGACAUCAUGCCGAUAUUUCCGACGAAUAUUCAACAAUUAAUCUUCACGAAGGAAGUAGAACCGUCUCUGGAAGUUCUGGUGGUAGUCAUGCUAUAACUAUUGUUGCCGCUGCUUGUAUUGGUUUUCUUCUUCUCAUGGCAGUCGUCGGAGCUGCUCGAGUCCGGGGUGCAACCAAACAAAGGCGUACAGCUAGUGAUGAGCUUGCCGCUGAAACUGAAAUGGCCUGGGAUGAUUCGGGUUUAGCAAUCACUGUCAAUCCAAUGGACCGUUUAACCGAUGAUAAUAAUACACAAAAUCCUCAUCAGAGAGAUGACGAUGCCGAGGACUCUGGCACCUCUGACUCUGAUGAUGAUUCCUUCAGGGAUGAUGAUCUUGAUACUACCGAUUGCGAGAAUGAUUGUGAUUUGGCAAAUGGUAGACAUCGACGUCAUCACAAUGCUCCUCAUGAUCUUGAGUGGGAUCACGAUCAUGGAGUUUAAUCUUUUUGUCAAUUCAUCAUUCAAGUUACUCAUUAUUAACAUCCUUUUUCAAUGAUUCGGUAUUAAGGGGAGUACUCAACGUUUUAAUAGUAUGAUGUUUUGAUGGGCAUCAUUAAUGUUAUCUGCAUAAUGAAAAUUCCCCGCUUUGUUGAUUCCUCUUCUUCAUCACUUUUCCUUUCUUUCAUUUUUUUUGUGCAUUUGCAUUCGUUAUGCCUCUAUGAUAAUGGACGCUUUUACACCGCAAUUAAUUAUACCAAUGAAUUGUUCUUACAUCAUGAUAUCAUUGCAAUUGAUUUUUACUUUUUUGUAAUUUUUAUUUCUUUUUUUUAUAAGAGUAAUUCUAAAAUAAAAUAGCUUCCCUGUCGGGGAAGUUAGAGAAAGCGUCGUAUUAUAUCCGUCCCUCGUAGAUGGAAUUCUCGAGUAGUAAAUGCAUAUUGGAUAUAAAAUGGAACUAAUUAUUAUAAUCGUUAGUACUCUACUUAAGCACCGUUUGAACAGAACAAGAUUUGUAAAAGUGCGCGCACGCUUAUUUAAUAUAGGUUUACUCUUUCUACCCACACUAUUUCGUCGCAUCGGCGAUUGGUAGAUUUUCAAUGGGAAAUGUGUAUGCAAUUGAUGAUUAACACAAAAAUAAUGAAUGGAAAAAAAAACUAAAUGAAAAAAAAAACGAGGAAAAAACAAAAAAAAA